AUGAUAUGGAUGAUGAGCAUGGCCGAUGCGUUGAACAUGCGGCUGGAAUCCAGUCUUGUGAUCCGAGCUGUAGUCAACAAUACGGUGAGUUCCAUCGGCUUCAUCCAGAGUAUACUGUCCAUGCACAUGAUCUCCAUCGCGGUGUUCCCAUUGGCUUUUGCGAUCCUCAUCGCUCUGGUUGUCAGUCUUGCCGUAGUCGUUUCGGCCUUUGAGGACUAUUACACCUACCCCAAGUACAAGUACGAAUAUGGAGUGAAAGAUUUAUACACCCACGAUCACAAAAGCCAAUGGGAACAUCGCGAUGGAGAUCACGUGAAGGGACAAUACACUUUGGAUGAAGCCGAUGGAACUCAUCGUAUUGUUGACUACAGCUCGGAUCACAAGACUGGAUUCCAGCCGCAUGUUCAACGCAUCGGCCAUGCUCAUCAUCCAUAUCAUGGUGAGAGUUAUGCCAAUAUCGAUCAGCAUUACUAG
Messenger RNA from Aedes aegypti (yellow fever mosquito), 474 nucleotides. Its product is annotated as larval cuticle protein A2B. Lineage: Eukaryota; Metazoa; Arthropoda; Insecta; Diptera; Culicidae. The coding region runs from base 1 to 474 and encodes 157 amino acids. Gene Ontology annotation, cellular component: extracellular matrix. The transcript is spliced from 2 exons. The record is from RefSeq and is a predicted model, not a curated record.